AUGAUAACCUUUUCAUCUUCAUCAUUUUCUUAUCUCUGUGGCAAUCGUGCAAUCAUUCUCUGGUCUAGAUUUCGAUCCCCUUCACUUGUUCUCCACUCUCACAACAUCAGUCUUUCCAGAAUCAAUCGUGCAGUGAAUUCAGGUGCAGAAAUGGCGGAUCUUUUGAACAAGUCGCAGCAAUUGGGAACAGAAAAGUAUCCCCGGAAAUCGGAGAAAUGGAUUCAAUAUGGUACAGCUGGAUUCCGAACCAAGGCAGAAGAACUAACCCAUGUCUUGUAUCGGAUGGGAAUUCUAGCAGCCUUUAGAUCCAUGCAGAAAAAUGCAAUUAUUGGUGUUAUGAUCACUGCCUCACACAAUGAUGAACCUGAUAAUGGAGUCAAGCUAGUUGAUCCCCAUGGUGAAAUGCUUGAAGCAUCUUGGGAGGUAAUUGCUACAAAAUUAGCCAAUGCAAAAAAUGAAGACCUGGAAUCAACAAUGAGCCAAAUUUUGGAAGAAAAUGGGAUCACCAUUGGAACAAAUGCAAUGGUCUAUGUUGGCAGAGACACCAGACCAAGCAGUCCAUUCUUAGCUCAAGCAGCUAUUGAUGGUAUUAAGUCUGUUCAGGGAUGUGUUACUGAUUUUGGUGUGGUUUCAACUCCACAACUGCACUUCUUUGUCACUUGCCAGAACACUAAUAAAGCCUAUGGAGAGCCUAACGAAGAAGGAUACUUUAGCAAGAUUUCAUCAGCAUUUAAAGCUCUCAGAGGAUCAAACUAUGACAAUGGUUCUUACCAACAUAGUCUCAGUCUAGAUGGAGCUAAUGGUGUUGGAGCUUUAAAGAUGAAAGCAUUUCAAGAAUAUUUGGGCAAUUGCAUUGAAGUUACUAUUUACAACAGUGGAGAUGGAAAGCUAAACUAUCAGUGUGGAGCAGAUCACAUCAAAGUAUUGCAAAAGCCCCCACAGAAUAUGCCACUUGAAGUGGGUACAAGAGCUGCUUCAUUGGAUGGAGAUGCCGACCGCUUGGUUUAUUUCUAUCUUGAUACUCAAGGAAACUUUAAACUUCUCGAUGGCGAUAAAAUUGCCACUCUAGUCGCUGGUUACAUUAAAAAGCUGAUCAAAGAAAGUGGCGUGAACCUCAACGUCGGUUUAGUCCAAACGGCUUAUGCAAACGGCAGUUCAACUGAAUACAUUAAUAACACUUUGGGCGUUGAAGUAGCGUGUGUCCCGACUGGUGUCAAGUACCUUCAUCAUCGGGCUCUAGAGUUUGAUGUUGGUGUCUACUUCGAAGCCAAUGGGCACGGUACUGUAGUGUUCAGUUCAGCUGCGAUGGAAACGAUAAAAAAUGCUGCCGCUGACGAAAGUCUGCCUGCUGAACGUAUUGCUGCCGCCAAACAACUGUUCCUUCUGAUGGACGUGAUAAAUCAAACAGUUGGGGAUGCAAUUUCAGAUCUCUUAUUGGUAGAAACCGUGCUGCAUGCUUUCGGAUGGGGUGUUGCUGAAUGGGAUGCCGCCUACACUGAUUUACCGAACCGACAAAUGAAGGUUAGUGUGGCUGACCGCAAUGUUAUUCAGACGGCGGAUGCAGAGCGUCGCUGCACAGAUCCGCCCGGAUUACAGUCUGAAAUCGAUUCAAUUGUAGCGAAAUUUAACAAAGGUCGUUCCUUCGUCAGACCUUCCGGCACAGAAGAUGUAGUUCGAGUAUACGCAGAGGCGGAUAGUCAAGCCAACGCGGAUAAACUGGCACAUGAAGUAGCGCUGAAAGUUUACGAAUUAGCUAACGGCGUGGGUAAUGUUCCUUCACUGCCCAAAUAAAAAGUUGAAUAGUGCAGUAGACUCAAACAAGUUUAGAAAAAAGAUUUCCUCUUGCAUUUCGUCAUGCAAGACGUUGUUAUAGUUGAAUUGAUAUUUUAUAGCUCUCUAAAAUUUAGUUUUCACUUUUCAAAUACAUUCCAUUUCCCGCUU
Messenger RNA from Daphnia pulicaria, 1941 nucleotides. It is a transcript of the gene nst, whose product is annotated as phosphoacetylglucosamine mutase-like. Lineage: Eukaryota; Metazoa; Arthropoda; Branchiopoda; Diplostraca; Daphniidae. The record is from RefSeq and is a predicted model, not a curated record. Gene Ontology annotation, biological process: UDP-N-acetylglucosamine biosynthetic process; carbohydrate metabolic process. The coding region runs from base 1 to 1791 and encodes 596 amino acids. The transcript is spliced from 11 exons. Gene Ontology annotation, molecular function: phosphoacetylglucosamine mutase activity.